AUGAGGCGCUGGGCUGUCCUCCUCACUGGGGCGCUGGCCACCCUCCUGGAUGUGGGGUCUGGGAUGCCUCUGGCCAGGCAGGGCUCCCGGAGCAAGCUGCUUCUCAUAUCCUUUGAUGGCUUUCGCUGGGACUAUGACCAGGACGUCAACACCCCCCACCUGGAUGCCAUGGCCCAAGAUGGGGUGAAGGCACAUUACAUGACCCCGGCCUUUGUCACCCUGACCAGCCCGUGCCACUUCACCCUGGUCACUGGCAAGCACAUCGAGAACCACGGCGUGGUGCACAACAUGUACUACAACACCAGCAGCAAGGUGAAACUGCCCUACCACCCCACGCUCACUAUUCAUCAUUGGUGGGACAAUGGCAGCCUGCCCAUCUGGAUCACCGCCCAGAGGCAGGGCCUGAAGACGGGGUCCUUCUUCUACCCUGGAGGAAACGUCACCUACCAGGGCACGGUGGUGACACUGAGCCGCAUUGAGAGCGUCUUGCACAACUACAAGAAUGAGACAGAGUGGAGGGCCAACAUCGACACGGUGAUGCGCUGGUUCACGGAGGAGGGCCUGGACCUGGUCACACUCUACUUUGGGGAGCCAGACUCCACUGGCCACAAGUUUGGGCCUGAGUCUCCAGAGCGCAAGGCCAUGGUGGAGCAGGUAGACAGGACAGUGGGCUACCUGCGUGAGCAAAUCCGGGCCAGUGGCCUGGAGCAGGACCUCAACCUCAUCAUCACAUCCGACCAUGGCAUGAGCACCGUGCAGAAGAAGGCAGGCGACCUGAUAGAGUUCCACAAGUUCCCCAACUUCACCUUCAAGGACAUUGAGUUUGAGCUGCUGGACUAUGGCCCCAGCGGCCUGCUGCUCCCCAAGGAGGGCCGGCUGGAGCACGUGUAUCAAGUGCUCCAGAGUGCCCACCCCCGCCUCCAUGUCUUCAAGAAGGAGGACUUCCCCAAGUCCCUGCACUACGCUGGCCACCUGCGGAUCACCCCUCUGCUCAUGUACAGUGACCCUGGCUAUGUCAUCCACGGGAGACUGAAUGUGCAGUUCAACAAUGGGGAACAUGGCUUCCACAAGGAUGCCAUAGACAUGAAGACCAUAUUCCGAGCAGUGGGCCCUGACUUUCGCCAGGGCCUGGAGGUGGCGCCCUUUGACAGCGUGCACGUAUAUGAGCUCAUGUGCAAGCUGCUGGGCAUCGUGCCUGAACCCAAUGAUGGACAGCUCAACACGCUGCUGCCCAUGCUGCGCUCCGGCCCGGAGCCCUCCAGCACUGCCCUGCUGUCGAGUGUCCGCCUGCUCGUGGUGACUGGACUGCUGGCAGCUGUGACUGUCCCAGCCUGGGCAGUAUAG
Erinaceus europaeus (western European hedgehog) is the source of this 1344-nucleotide messenger RNA. It is a transcript of the gene ENPP7, whose product is annotated as ectonucleotide pyrophosphatase/phosphodiesterase 7. Bases 1 to 1344 code for a protein of 447 amino acids. The record is from RefSeq and is a predicted model, not a curated record. The transcript has 5 exons. Lineage: Eukaryota; Metazoa; Chordata; Mammalia; Eulipotyphla; Erinaceidae.